Strigops habroptila (Kakapo) is the source of this 6155-nucleotide messenger RNA. It is a transcript of the gene TJAP1, whose product is annotated as tight junction associated protein 1. Gene Ontology annotation, cellular component: trans-Golgi network. The record is from RefSeq and is a predicted model, not a curated record. NCBI's taxonomy places the organism in Eukaryota, Metazoa, Chordata, Aves, Psittaciformes, Psittacidae. The transcript has 11 exons. The coding region runs from base 233 to 3571 and encodes 1112 amino acids. Gene Ontology annotation, biological process: Golgi organization.
CCGGCGUGCCCCGCGGCAAAAUGGCGGCCUGAAGGGAGAGCGUGGGGCCGGGCCGAGCGGGGGCAAAGUUUGGGGCGGGCCCGAACCGGGGCAGAACCGGCCGCAAAGUCACUGGGACCCCGGGCGGAGCCGAGCCCGACCGGGUUCAGAGAAAGAACUGAGAUAAAGGGCCUACGUAAGAGGAAGCAAUGAAUCCUUGUUGAAGCACCAGGCAGCAGAAGCUGUUGGCCAGAUGCUGCUGGAUGCUGACAGGGGAAAGCUGAGUCAGAAACAAAUGGCCAGAAAUGUUUGGACACGUCGUCACUUUGGAUCUGUAACCCGCUUUUGGAGCCACACAGGUGGGAGGAUGUCGAGCACCGCUCCAUCAAAGAAGCCUUACCGCAAGGCACCCCCGCAGCAUCGGGAAGUCCGCCAUGAGGUGCCCAUCAUCCGUGAUGACCAGGAUGGAGUGAUCUUGGCUGAACAGAGUCAGGUAACGGCUUGCCGGGUGGCAAAGGGCUUAACACCAUUGCACCAGCAAACAGGGUUUAGUUACACCAAGGCAGGACAGCUCAAGCAGGCAGAGGGGUUUGAGGUUUGCAACCUGAACUUCUCAUCGUGGUCCCUGGAGUCCAGCAGUGAGAAGGAAGUGACAGGGUGCAGAGCAGAGUUGAACAUCAAGAGCCAGACUGUCUCGCCAGCACUUCCUCAUGGUGGAAAGAUGGGGCAGCGAAGUGGGAAGCGGUGCCCAACCCGCAGUCGUGGGCACCGCAGUAGAUUUGUGAGCCGUAGCAUGGAGACAGUUGUCAUGUCUGGAGAUGAAAGACACCAUCCCACUUGCUCUUUCAAGAGCAGAAGCCUGGAACGCUCACUUAUGUUUAAAGAGCCUCCUGAAGUCCUGACACCGAGGAAGUUUCAGGUCUCCUCUACCCGCCUGCCUCUCAAAGGAAUCCUGAAGCAGACCAACAUGGGAGGCCCAUGCCCUGAGAGCUUACGCAAGUCCCACUCAGUGGAGACGCUUUCCCGUGGCCACAGCUCGCGCAAGUACAGUGAUCCUCAGCUCUGCCUCAGCCAAAGGGAGAAGCAGUCGCUGGAGCACAGCAGCAGCAGCGCUGCUGGCCCUGUCAAGCGCAGGGAGAAGAUCACGGAGGAAAAACUGCAGUUCUCCAAAUUCCUGGAUGAGAUUAGCCAGCGAGUGCUGAGUCCCAUCCGCUUGCGUUCGCUGGGAGAGACCAGGGGAGCAGAACAAGAGCAGAACUUUACCCUUCUCCCCAGAAGAUCUGUACCAGAAGGCCAAGGGGUUAAAACCAAGCGUGUAGCUGAAAGAUCCCCCUGCCUGAGCAGAAGAAAAGCAGAAAUGAAAUGUGAGGCACUGGGAAUGGCUUCAUGCCAGAGAAAGUGUUCUGAGAAGGCUGAGAGAGCUUCCAGACAAAGAAAGAAACCUGUCCUUGGGAGGAAGGACAGUAAGGGAAAACUCCUUUCCAUAGAGAGGAGGGUAGAUGUGUGUCAGUAUGAGCUGAAGCAGCUGGCGGACCUGGGGCUGGCAGGGACAUCCUCCAGGCAGCAGCACUCACUGUCUUCUUGGAAAAGCAGCGCGAAGGGCAGAAGGGAUGAAAGCAGUCCUUGUUCACAGCUACUACAGCCACACCAUCUGUGUGCUAAACUUGGGCAGAAGAGUGCAGUGGAGCCGAACUACUCAGAGAAAGGAUCCUUCUCCUCUCCAACACGUUGGAGUCAAGAGGAAAGGCCUGCCCCAUCUAGAGCCUCCCCUUCCCUCAGCCUUGCACUAAACAAGGAACCCUUGACGGAUGCCGAAAGGAUGAAGCUACUGCAGCAUGAGAACGAGGAGCUGCGCCGCCGGCUGACAUAUGUGACUAACAAAAUGGAGGCGAUGGAGAGGGAGCUGGAGUCUGGUCAGGACUACCUGGAGAUGGAGCUGGGGCAGAACCGGGAAGAGCUGGAGAAAUUCAAGGACAAAUUCCGUAGGUUGCAGAACAGCUACACUGCUUCCCAGAGAACCAACCAGGACCUGGAGGAGAAGCUGCAUGCCCUGGCCUCUCUCAGCCAAAGCUGGAUUUUUGCAAUUAAAAAGGCAGAGAUGGAUCGCAAGACGCUGGACUGGGAGAUCGUAGAGCUCACUAAUAAGUUGCUUGAUGCCAAAAGCACCAUCAAUAAGCUGGAGGAACUCAAUGAGCGCUAUCGACAGGACUGUAACCUUGCAGUACAGCUGCUGAAGUGUAACAAGUCCCACUUCAGGAACCACAAGUUUGCUGAUCUUCCCUAUGAGCUGCAGGACAUGGUCAGUAAGCAUUUGCACAGCACCCAGGAGUCCACAGGCCCUGGUCAAGAAGCAACCCACACCUUGGCUCCAUCUGAUGUUGUGCCCACCUCGGUCAUUGCCAGAGUCUUAGAGAAACCAGAAUCUCUGGUUCUGAAUUCAGCCAAGUCCAGCAGUGGCAGCUGUCCCAUGGCUGAGGAUGUCUUUGUGCACGUGGACAUGAGUGGAGCCCCUCCUGAUGCCUGCAGCAGUGCAGGCCAGAUGGGGAAGGAGGGAGGAGAUGCAGGAAAACAGCAGAAUGGUGGCUGCAAGCCUCAGAGCAGUGUGGAGAGUGUGCCAGAGGAGGUGCCUGCCUUUGAGAAGCUAAGCCCAUACCCUACACCAUCACCUCCCCAUCCGAUGUACCCUGGGCGCAAAGUGAUUGAAUUCUCUGAAGACAAGGUAAGGAUCCCAAAGAACAGCCCCCUGCCCAACUGUACGUACGCUACACGCCAGGCCAUCUCCCUCAGCCUGGUGCAGAGCGAAGACGAGAGCUGCGACAGGCAGCGGACACUCCCCAGCAGCCCUGCCUCGGAAGGGCGCCGUUCGGCCUCCAGCUGUUCCUGUCAGCAGUCACCCAAAGCAGCCCGGGCUCAUGGCUCGUCCCAGAGCAGCCCGUUCAGCAGCCCCCCCCAGAUCCCCAGCGCCUUCGCCAGCUCCGCCAGCUCCGAGGAGGACCUGCUGGCCAACUGGCAGCGCAUGUUUGUGGACAAGGCACCCCCCACCUCGGAGCGGGUGCUGAUGAACCGCACGGCUUUCAGCCGCGACACGGCCCCCGAGCUCCAGAAGAGGUUCAGCCGCUCCAUGCAGGAGCUCGGUAGGGCGGCCUCGGCUUACUCGGAUGGUGAGGAGUCUGCACAGAGCUGCAGCUGGACCGUGAGUCGGGACUCGAGCGUGGACACAGACAGCACUGAGUCCAGAGCCCGCAGGAGCCAUUUCUCCUCAGACUAUGGUACAGAUUUCUCCCAGGACGAAGCUCAGAAGCUAUUGCAGGAAAGCGGUGGAGGUACCGCUGAGCCUGGAAGCCCCUCACCAGAGAAGCGCAAGGACUAUGUAGACCUUGGCUUGCCUGAGAGCCCAGCUGAGGAGAGAGAAAUGUUGCUCCAGGGAAGCAAGGAGAGCAACCAAGGAGGUGCCCAAGAGGAAAGUGGAGAAAGCAGGGUCAAGCCUGCCUUCAGUCGGCCACACCGCAGCCCCAAGAGGAUGGGGGUCCACCACUUGCAUCGCAAGGACAGUCUGACGCAAGCACAGGAGCAAGGCAACCUUCUCAGCUGAGGCAGGGCAAGAAGCAGCCACAUGCUGCAGAGCUGUGGGAUGCCUCCAUCUUCUGAGGAAGGAACCCCCCUUAGUACCCUCCUCCUGGGGGGCCUCUGCUCUGAAAUUUUGUAUUUAUUCUCUUGCUACCUGGAAGAGCUGGGGUCCACCUUCCCCAGCACCUCAGACCCACAGUACUAGCACACACAGUGUGCAGAAGCACGUCCACUGCCCUGGCAUACUUUCAGCUCUCUUCACAGCCUCACACUGGUGCCUGUACCGGAGCUCAUUCUUGGUACCCCUUGUCCUGGUGCCUGUGCCUCUUAAUGCUCACAUCUUCCUUCCCCCUUCCCACUCAGGUACCUGAGGCCCUGGGUACUCUCAUGUUCUUUGCCUGCAGCUGCUCUGCUCUCUUUUAACUUGUGCCAACAGGGCAGAGUGCCUGUGUGGUGGUGUCUGAUUCCCUGGGAGCCCCCAGGGGCUGUGAGUGGGGCACCAGGACUCUCCCAGCAGAUGGCUCUGUGCCCCUGGGGAUGUGCUGGGAUUUCUGGUGUCUCAUUUUCCUGCUGGGUUUUGUUUUCCCCAGCUGCCCUCUGGGUGGUUCUCCAGAAUCUGCCUCUGCAGGUCCCCAUUGCUUGGCUUCUGUGUUGGGCUCAGCACCCAGCCCCCCCUCAGGCAAUGCACGGGUGCUGGUGCUGUGGCGUGGAGCACGGGUGCUGUCUGCUGGGGUGCUUCGGGGACGCACCUCCCGCUAGGCACUGGGAUCUGUGUUUGUGUGUCUCCUCCCUCACACUUCUUCCCCCGCUCUCUGUGCUGUUUUGUUUGCACGGUGCUGAUGCUUUGCUCUUGGGUGGGCUUCUUUCUUCUUUUCAAGCCUUUGGUUUUGGGGUGUAUUGUCUUUCCUUUCUCCCCGCCCUGCAUAAACAGAUGCAGCCGUUGGCAGCCAGUCCGAUGCCUGCAUUGAGGAUGUGUUGAGGAGGCUCAGCUUGGAGCUGCGCUUCCCUCUGAUCCUGGCCUCCAACCUGCAGAAACCCCUCCAGACUCAAGAACAGCAUCUCACUCCUGGCGAUCAAGGUGUGAAGGACGCCACUGGGCUUAGUGCAGGGUGGGCAGGGAUGGGAGGGCAGCGUGCUGAGGAGCUGCUCCCUGCAGACACACUACCUCACGGCUCAGCAGCAGCCCUUUGCCAGGGGCUCCUCGCACACCCCGUUCUCUGGGGGCUCCAGACUGGCGCUGGUGCCUCUCUGGGGCCUGCCCUUCUGGAUAGGGCCUCUCUGUGUGUUUCUCCUGGUGUAGUGUGAUAAUGUGUGACUUUUCUUCUCAGUCUUGUGUGCUCGGUGUCUUGUUGGGGGGGAGGGAAGGGGAGAGGUCUGUAGAUGUAGGUAUUUUUUUGAGGGCUUACAAAGCCCAGGCAUCCUAUUUUAAUAUUGUCCUGUGCCCUUGUCUGUCUGGUGUUUCUUGGCUCCCUGAGGGGUGCAAGGCAGGGUAGCCUGGUUCCCUGUGCUAUGCCUCCCUCGAACCCCACUGGCUGUUCUCAGCCUACUGUCUGGUUUUUGAGUUGGGUUUGUGUCGUCCUCCCACCCUACUCAUCGAGGGCUCUUCACUGGGCUGUAGCGAGCAGCCCUCUCUCUGGGAAGGGAGCUUCCGUUCAUAUGCUUGCAGCAAGAUGUGCGGCCAAGAGCUGCCUCGAGCCCUGCUCCCCUCCCCAAACCCCUGUCUCUGCAGAGGGCCUGCAGCUGGGGCAGCCAGGGCUUCAGCUCGAGCCUGGAGGCUCCAGGGCCUGUGAAAGGGAGCUGCAGGCGCCUCUGGCGGCUCUGUAGGUUGCUUUCUGUCCCCUGCUGCCUUGUUUCCCACCUCCAACAUUGUGGAGCUGGAUGCCACCCUCUGGCGGGGAGGUGGAACUCGGUAUUUCACUACAGUGUUUUGCUCGAUACCUGUGCAAACGGGCUGGUGCUGAGAGCAGGAGCCUCCUCUGAGACUGCAGGGUGUUCAUCUACCCAGAGCUGAAUGUGGUGGUGGGGUCCUUGCGUUAGCUUUCAUCAGCUGCUCCACUGCUGCAUUUCUUCUGUUCUUCUGCAGCGUUGCUGAGGGCUUGUAUGUGCAGUGGCUGCCAGCUCCUGCCUCACGGACAUCACCUGGGGUUGGAUGCUCACUGAGUGAGCUCCUCUGGCUCCCUGAGGGGGAGGCAUUGCCCCAUUUCCUGCUGUGCUGGUCAGGGGACGAACCCCACUCUUGCUGAAGCAGCUAGUGCUGAUGGUGCUGGGCAGAGCCAGCCUCCCUCUGCUUUUAGUCAAGGUAGGCUUAAAAGAGAAAUGGAGGGGUGGCAAAGGAGUGCCCAGUGCCUCACCAAACCCUUCUUCACAGCAUUAGGCUGCUGGCAGAGGUUGAGGAGGAGCCUCAAGAGGAGCAGAGCCCUCUCCCAAUGGACAGGGUGCCUGCCCUCUGCACUCCUGCUCACCUCCAGCAGUAUUGGCUCUGGGGCCCUGAGCUGACCCCAUUUUCAGUGUCCCAACUCCAGACUGUUAAUCUGUAACUAAUGUGUUUUUUUCUGAAAUUUUCAAACUGAUGUAUAUUUUAAGACCAGAAAUAAACUAUUUUAAAAGUA